GAUUGACAGGUGAAUAGCCCAGUGUGUGGUGAGGCGAUGAUUCGUGGGCAUCCUGUUUCUCUCAGUCUGCUGCUGUGGCUAUGUGAUAGCCGGAGUUUUAUUCCCUGUCUCAGUCAGCAGACAUGCUGCCUCCCCUGCCAAGCGUUAAGAGCUGGCUUGACCGUGAGGACGUCCAGAUGAAACGGUGUCCUGCUAUCUGCAACUGAGUUCAACUGGGGUUGAACGGGCAUCAUGUAGACCUGUUAGGGGAAGAAACUAAAGGACCGUUAGAUUUCUGGUCGCUGUUACCUUUUAUUUAUCCUUUUUGGGGUGUUCAGAAAUGCUCAAGAUGAUUCCAAUAAUCUGUCUGGCCAUGCUGCUUCCUGAAGUGGCUCACUCAGCUGAGGGUCACUAUGCCCAGAAGCUUCUGAAUGAUUUGAUGGAAAAUUAUUCCAGCGCCCUGCGGCCUGUGGAGGACACAGACAGAGCCCUCAACGUCACCUUACAGAUCACCCUCUCCCAGAUCAAAGACAUGGAUGAGAGGAACCAGGUGCUGAUUGCCUACCUGUGGAUCAGGCAGACGUGGAACGAUGCAUACCUCAAGUGGGAUAAAGAGGACUAUGAUGGACUGGAGGUGAUCCACAUACCUAGCAGCCUGGUGUGGAGGCCUGACCUCGUCCUCUAUAACAAGGCUGACGAUGACUUCUCAGGGCCGAUGGACACCAAUGUGAGGCUGCGCUACAACGGAGAGAUAACCUGGGAUGCUCCUGCCAUCACCAAGAGCUCCUGUGUGGUGGAUGUCUCCUACUUCCCCUUUGACAGCCAGGAAUGUAACCUGACUUUUGGUUCCUGGACCUACAAUGGCAACCAGGUAGACAUCAUUAUGGGCAUGGACAGUGGCGACCUGUCAGACUUUGUAGAAAAUGUGGAGUGGGAGUGCCAUGGGAUGCCGGCCACCAAGAAUGUCAUCAUGUACGGCUGUUGCUCUGACCCGUAUCCAGACAUCACCUAUACAGUGCUCCUGCAGCGCCGCUCCUCCUUUUACAUCUUCAACCUCCUCCUCCCCUGCUUCCUCAUCUCCUUCUUGGCUCCUCUGGGCUUCUACCUGCCCGCAGACUCUGGGGAGAAGGUUUCCCUCGGAGUGACGGUUCUUCUGGCUCUCACUGUGUUCCAGCUAAUGGUGGCUGAGAGUAUGCCUCCAUCUGAGAGUGUGCCGCUCAUAGGGAAGUACUAUAUUGCCACUAUGACCAUGGUCACAGCAUCCACGUCUCUCACCAUCUUCAUCAUGAACAUCCACUUCUGUGGUGCAGAGGCCAAACCAGUCCCCCACUGGGCUAAAGUCCUCAUCAUCGACUACAUGUCCAAGAUUUUCUUUGUUUAUGAGGUGGGCGAGAACUGUGCCUCUGCUUCCUCCUCCUCCUCCUCUUCGUCUUCUCACUUCCCCCAGGAUGACACCCAGCACCACAUUCACGCAAAUGGCAAACCAGGAAGCCACAGUAGCCGACGGGACUGGCAGAGUCACAAAUACCCCAGACCUCAGACACCGAAGCCGCAGCACCAUCCCAGAGUGAAAGCGCAGCACCACAUCACUAGAGAAGACAGGAGCCACCUCUCCAGCUAUGGACCCGGGAAAUACGAAGGCUCUAAUGGGAAAAUCCCUACAGGUGAUUGUUGUAAAGAAGACCAGAAAGUCCCCUCUUAUCCUGAAGACCAAAAGCUUCCCUGCUGCCCUGAAGAUAAAAAGCUUCCACCUCAAGGCCCCACAGUUACCUUUGGCCCCUGCGUGUUCUGUAGCCACGGCAGUGGCAUCCCUGGUGCGGACACCAAGCUGGUGCGCAAUGUUGAAUAUAUCGCCAACUGUUUUCGAGAGCAGAGGGCCACUUGCGCCAAAGGGGCAGAAUGGAAGAAGAUCGCAAAGGUGAUGGAUAGAUUCUUCAUGUGGAUCUUCUUCGUCAUGGUUUUCCUCAUGAGCAUCCUCAUCAUUGGCAAGGCACCGCAGUGAU
Molecule: messenger RNA, 1982 nt
Organism: Morone saxatilis (striped sea-bass)
Lineage: Eukaryota; Metazoa; Chordata; Actinopteri; Moronidae
Product: neuronal acetylcholine receptor subunit alpha-9-II
Exons: 6
Coding region: 320-1981 (553 amino acids)
Biological process (GO): regulation of membrane potential; chemical synaptic transmission; nervous system process
Cellular component (GO): synapse; neuron projection; postsynaptic membrane
Molecular function (GO): transmembrane signaling receptor activity; acetylcholine-gated monoatomic cation-selective channel activity
Source: RefSeq, a predicted model, not a curated record